Leptomonas pyrrhocoris is the source of this 2022-nucleotide messenger RNA. RefSeq names its product adenosine deaminase-like protein. NCBI's taxonomy places the organism in Eukaryota, Euglenozoa, Kinetoplastea, Trypanosomatida, Trypanosomatidae. Bases 85 to 2022 code for a protein of 645 amino acids. Gene Ontology annotation, biological process: RNA processing. Gene Ontology annotation, molecular function: RNA binding; adenosine deaminase activity. The record is from RefSeq and is a predicted model, not a curated record. The transcript has a single exon.
AGCUGCGUGGCGGGCACCCUGUAGCACCGCAAACCUCUUCGAUUCCCCUUUUCAACUUUAAAUUCCUUCCCUCGUGAGGAUGGUAUGGCUGCGACGUUCUGCGGUGCUGCUGUCGAUCUGUGGGGCGACACUCCUCCUGACGCUUUUCUGCGUGCCAUUCAAGCGCAGCGCCAACCCAUUUGGCGUGCGCUGUGGGCGCAAUGCCUCGACCAACAGGAACGAGUGAAGCCGCUUUCAGGCGAAAGGAAAGAAGGACACGAUCGCCCUCUCCAAGGUGGCCUGGCAAAGGCGGAUGCAGCGGUGAUUGUGGCAGGAUUUGUGCUGAGUGUGACACGCUCUACCGUGACCGCGGCUGCCAUCGCUGCCGAAGCAAACACCGUUGAUUCCCCGUCAGAGACGAAUGCGCACCCAUUGCCAUUGUCACGGGGGGCCAGGCGGUACCUUUGCGUCUCCCUCGGCUCCGGGUCUCGCUGCCUCGGCGUGCGUGACGCAGCAUCCAACACUGCCGAAGAGGAGCUGCAGCGCGCCUUUGAGCUGCGCGACGGCCACGCGGAAGUGAUGGCGCGUCGUGGUUUGCUUGCGUUUCUGAUCGAGCUCGCCGAAUGCGGUGUGCGAGCUUCAAAUCAAGAAGAGGCCAUUCACGUUCCCUUCUUGCAGAGGGUCAUCGUGCCUGCUGAGACUUCGAACACGUCGACGUUAACAGCCAACAGGUGUGGGUGGGCGUUGCAGGACGAUGUUGAGGUGCAUCUCGUGUGUUCGCGGUGGAUGUGUGGAUCUUUGGCAGCGGUCGCGGGUGGCGCCGGUCGCAGCGGCCAUCUUUUACUACGUGCCGGUUGCCGCUGCUGGGCAAACAAGUCGGCUGAACGAACAGCGGAGCAAGAGGAGGAAGUGCAAGGCCAUGUGUGUGCCGGCGGACACGCCGCAGCGCCGUCUCCGAUCCUUCACGUACAGAAGCAUGUAGUCGCUGCUCACUGCUCCCCGCUGGACGACGCUGGGAAGUACGCCAAAUGCGCGCGUGUUAAGCCUGGCCGAGGGCGGCCAAAUCUGACGAUGUCCUGCACGGACAAGGUGUGGCGGUGGAGCGUGCUGGGGCUGCAGGGCCGCCGACGAGCGACGUUGUUCCCGAAACCGAUGCGCCUAUCGUCGGUGCACGUACUCCGAUCGCCCAACGCGCCGCCGGCGUCGAUGGCCGAGAGUGUUGCAGGCGCCGCCGCGAGAGCGCGGGAGCUCUUCCAGUGGAGGACGCGGUCGUGGUGGCCGGCGCUGGAUGCCGCGGAGCUCGCACGCGUCACGCCCACGUUCUCCUUCUUUUUCGCACCUUCACGCACCGGUGCGGCGGCUCCCUCGGUGUCUUCGUCCCCGCCUCUGGUGGGAAAUGAGCGCGAGGACAGCAGCUACUCUCGCUCCCGGUGGCUGACGGUGCACCACCCACCCGCCGCUUCCUCCCCUACCCAACUGCGCAAACGAGAGCGAGAGGAAAGCGCGGGGGUAGACGGCGCGGGUAGGUGCGCGGCUCUGCGGUGCGAUUGGCACGUAGAACACACCUCUGCUAGCCACAAUUCUCUCGUGCUCAACACCAAGGCGGGGCUCCCGCAGGGUAUGACCGCCCGCGCCCUCCAAAGACGCGGCGGUCUGCCAACAAAAAACUCAAAUGCUGCUGCAGCGGAGACGGAGACGCGUGCGUCUGUGUCGGCAACGACAGAAUCCAUGUGGCGACACUGCCCCCUCUCACGGCCAUGGAUGGCGCACCACGUGGAGCGUGCCAGUGCGGCAGCCAACAGCGCCGCAGCGACGGCUUCGUGUACUCUUCCCUCUUCUUCCUCUUUUCUGGACUCCAUGACGCUUCUGCCUAUGGGACAGCUUGCCCACCAGCACCAUGUGCGGCCAGAACAGGCGGGCAAUGACAACACCUUGUUUCUGUGGACUACAACGGAAGGCAAUGCAGAGGAGGAGACAGAGGCGGUCGAGAACACGCGGCGCUCCUGCAUGUCAGAUGUGGAGGACAGUGCGUCAGCCCUCUGA